Molecule: messenger RNA, 1971 nt
Organism: Sclerotinia trifoliorum
Lineage: Eukaryota; Fungi; Ascomycota; Leotiomycetes; Helotiales; Sclerotiniaceae
Source: the annotation of a GenBank genome assembly
AACCCAAAUCAAACAUAAAGCCAAGGCACAAGACAAGGCAAAUAAGAACAACACCGACAGAUACACACAGACAGGCACAGAUUCAGAUUCAGACUUGCGACUUCUUAAUAAAACCUUACAAAUAAAUCAAAAGAUAUCCCACCUUUUAAAACAACUCUUCUUCUUUCUCCCUACCUACUCAAGUAUUCAAGAAUACCCCUUCAACCGUCAUACAAUCAGUAAUCUUUUGGUAUGUAUGUAUUCUUUCCAUGAAAAAUCUUUAUUUUCGAUGUACUCAUUCACAUCAUGUAUCUAUAUAACUUCAAGAAAGAGUCAAUAUGAUUUUACAGCUCUCUCCUCUACCCAUUUCAUACCCACUUUAUCUAUCCUCUUCCGUCAUCUUCGGCAUAGCCGCUCGCGUGUUUUUCAGUUGUCGCUAACAACAAAAUCGUGUCUAGCAGAAAUCCCAGCCCACUUACUUACAAGUCCAUAACUACUGCGACCUCGAGAAAUCCAUCAACGUACUCGACCAAAACCUUCCUACCACACACCACUCUCCAUACAAAAUAAUACAUACUUCAAAAUGGCUUUGAAGAGAAUCAAUAAGGAACUCACAGACUUGGGCCGGUAUGUUAUUUCUUCCGUCAUAUUUGUCACCGCCACGAUGCCUGAAGGAUCUUGGUGGGGCUACAUCGUGAGCGGGGUCUUGUGUGCAGGAUUAUCAAAAACUUCAUGACGGCGAUGAUAUUUUAUUUGGAUGGUCUUGGGGAUAGUAUGCUAAUGUGAUUUUUCAACAGUGAUCCUCCCUCGUCAUGCUCUGCUGGACCCAUAGGAGAUGAUUUGGUAUGUUAUUCUUCGAUCGAAAUUUGAUACCAUUUGAGGCACAGAGCACCUUCAAAUGCGCUCAAGAUGGAUAUUAUGGCAAGCAAGUAUAUCAAAGAAGGGACACUAAUAUUGUUGUUUCAUUUAGUUCCAUUGGCAAGCUACUAUCAUGGGACCUGUAAGUUUGAUCUUAUCCCUAAUUUUCUUUGAACUGAUGGCCUUCCACCGCUAAUCUAUAAACUCUCGAAUCUCGAUUGGUUAUUAUGAUUAUUAGCAACAUACUGACAUCUUUUCUAGUCCGAUUCCCCAUACACCGGAGGUGUUUUCUUCCUCGCCAUUCAUUUCCCUACCGACUACCCAUUCAAGCCUCCCAAGGUUAGCUUCACAACUAGAAUCUAUCACCCAAACAUCAACUCGAACGGUAGCAUCUGUUUAGACAUCUUAAGAGAUCAAUGGUCCCCCGCUUUGACUAUUUCUAAAGGUAUCUUGUUGAUUUUGAUUAUUUCUUGAUAAAACACAACUGAUUUGUAUUUUAGUUCUUUUGUCUAUCUGUUCCAUGCUUACCGACCCCAACCCCGAUGACCCACUUGUUCCAGAGAUCGCACACGUUUACAAGACCGACCGAUCUAGAUAUGAGGCCACAGCUAGAGAAUGGACUCGAAAAUACGCCAUCUAAAUUACCUUCUAUAACCUUCAAAUUACAUAUGACAAGGCAUGAUGGAUAGGAAUAAUGGAUGGGCUAACGAAUUUCCUCUGUGUUUUCUCUAUCUUGUUCUUUCUGUCCUAUUGCGUAAAGGAUUUGCUGGCGUCAACGAAAUUCGAUGAAUGGACAACUUUUUGGUCUGGGUUCACUUAGGUACUUUACUCUUUUACACGAAACACAUUACAUGGCAGGGUUGUGAGCGCUACUGCUUGGGGGAUAUUUUUGCGAUGGAUUGGGGUAGGAAUCGUGGGAGAGGUUGAGAAGAUUUGUGGAGGAUAGAUAUCGGGAGAAUACAAUGUGAUGGAUGAUGAAUAAGGGAUGGGGGUUGGGGAAAUAGAUAAUCAUGUUACAUGAUGGAUAGGUUGUCGUCGUCACCUUCUUUUUCUUACUAUCCCUCCUAUUCGUUGAUAUUCAGGUCUAUAGCAUUACUCGGAGCUUUUCUCAUUUUGUGAUAUGUUGUUCCUCUU